AUGGAAGAUUGUGGCUCCUUCAUCUCAACAUGGACCGAGAUGGGUCUCUCUAUGAACCAAGAGAACAUCAUCCACUCCUACAAUACGAUCGCUGAGAGAAUCGUCACAAAUACCUGGGACGAGACAUCACACCCAGUUACCCUCGCUUGCUUCCUAUCGCUCCAAGCGUUGUUCUCGUCCAAAGUGGACAUCACCAACACUCGCAACAGCAAAGGCCAGACCCGUUUCCAUAUUGCUGCUCAUUACAACAUUGACAUUGUUUCCAUCUUGAUCAAUCGUAACACAGAUGUCAAUGCAAGACGCAACGAUGGCCAGAAAAUUUGGGCUUUGGUUUGCUGCUUUGAGUAG
Talaromyces stipitatus ATCC 10500 is the source of this 348-nucleotide messenger RNA. RefSeq lists its product as uncharacterized. The coding region runs from base 1 to 348 and encodes 115 amino acids. NCBI's taxonomy places the organism in Eukaryota, Fungi, Ascomycota, Eurotiomycetes, Eurotiales, Trichocomaceae. The record is from RefSeq and is a predicted model, not a curated record. Gene Ontology annotation, molecular function: protein binding. The transcript is spliced from 2 exons.